GUAAUAAUGGCGGCGGCCGCACGCCGGUUGAACACGCUAAUAAACACAAUAAACGCUUGUAAAAACGGUGCUGGCGUUUAUUUGUGCACAACUCAAUCGUUCAAAUGGAAAAUCUCCACGCGACGGGUUGUAACAGGGCUGUGCAUCGCGGUAGGAGGAAUAGCUGUGUGUCACCACUGCCCAAUGAAAGGAGUCGACACAACGAAGAUGAUCCACGCAGUCCCGGUUGUGUUUGCGAGAGAAAAGACGAAGAUAGCAGCUGAUGAUGAAGAAAUUGGAAUGUCAGCUCAUGAGCACAGAUUUCGUCUGUUCAGUUCAAUGGAGUAUGAAGGGCAGCUUUACAUGACACCACUGGACUUCAUUGAGUCGGUUACAAUGAGUGAGCCAAAGAAAAAAAGGUUUUGGCGAGCCCUGACAAGACAGGAUUUAGAUAAGAUUCUCUCAGAUACACCUCCUGUUUGGAAAGGAUCAUCCAGGCUUUUCAGGAAUUUAAAUGAAAAAGGCAUCAUCUCAUAUACAGAGUAUCUAUUUCUUCUUUGCAUUUUGACAAAGCCUCAGGCAGGAUUUAAGAUAGCUUUCAACAUGUUUGAUGCAGAUGGCAAUGAAAUGGUCGACAAAAGGGAGUUUUUGGUGCUAGAGGAAAUAUUUCGUAAGAAAAAUGACAAAAGAGGUGGAGAGACUGGCAGCUCAUCACAAGUGAAUGUGGAACUGUAUGGAUACCAAGGUUCAGUCAGCCAAGCUGCAUUUACAAAAGAACAACAAAGGUUUGAACCCAGAAGCUUCUGGGAUAUGCUGAAGCAUGGUGCAAGAAUUGUUCUCUUUUCAGAUCUGGUGGAGCAUGUACAAGAGAAUAUUGCUGACACAACUCUGUUGGUGCAUUUCUUUGGAAAAAAGGGGAAAACUGAACUGAACUUUGAGGACUUUUACAGAUUCAUGGAUAACCUGCAGACAGAAGUCCUUGAGAUUGAGUUCCUUGCCUAUUCGAAAGGCAUGACCACCAUCAGUGAGGAGGACUUUGCCAGGAUUCUUCUGCGAUACACCACUGUGGACAACAUCAGCAGCUACCUGGAAAAUGUGCAUCAGAGCAUACCUGAUGAGAAGGGAAUCAAUUUUGAGGAAUUCAGGUCAUUCUUUCAGUUCCUCAAUAACUUAGAAGACUUUGCCAUUGCCAUGCAAAUGUACAACUAUGCAAGUCGACCAAUUGGACAAGAUGAGUUUGCACGUGCAGUUUACGUUGCCACAGGUUUAAAGCUCUCCCAGCACCUUGUGAACAUUGUUUUCAAGAUAUUUGAUGUGGAUCACGAUGACCAACUUAGCUACAAGGAGUUCAUUGGCAUCAUGAAGGACCGCCUGCAUCGAGGAUCCUGGGGAUAUCGAGGAGAGGAGAGGUUCACCUCCUUUAAGGCCUGUAUGAAGAAAGAACUGUCUCGAAAAUAGCUUGGGAAAAGAAAAAAUAUAUAGCCUUAACCUUACAUUUAUAUUUAUUGCCAUAUUUAGAAUUUUGUAGCUAUUCUAUUUUGUAGCAGUGAAAUAAAUUAGUGAUAUUGUUUUCAGUAAACAAAAUCAGGCUUGGUAGUAUGAUUUUGCUUUUGAGAGGUUUAAACAAAUGCUUAGAGCAUGA
This is a messenger RNA of Tachysurus vachellii, 1621 nucleotides long. It is a transcript of the gene micu3b, whose product is annotated as mitochondrial calcium uptake family, member 3b. Gene Ontology annotation, cellular component: uniplex complex. The record is from RefSeq and is a predicted model, not a curated record. The transcript is spliced from 14 exons. Gene Ontology annotation, biological process: mitochondrial calcium ion homeostasis; calcium import into the mitochondrion. NCBI's taxonomy places the organism in Eukaryota, Metazoa, Chordata, Actinopteri, Siluriformes, Bagridae. Gene Ontology annotation, molecular function: calcium ion binding. Bases 7 to 1437 code for a protein of 476 amino acids.